Molecule: messenger RNA, 1875 nt
Organism: Lemur catta (Ring-tailed lemur)
Lineage: Eukaryota; Metazoa; Chordata; Mammalia; Primates; Lemuridae
Product: SH3 domain-containing kinase-binding protein 1-like
Exons: 3
Coding region: 1-1062 (353 amino acids)
Source: RefSeq, a predicted model, not a curated record
AUGCGAGCCGCCCGGGCCUCGGCCUCGGCCUCGGAGCGGCCCCCGCGCCCGGCGCCCGACCCACGCGCGGACUGCAGCGCGGACACUGCGGGGGGCACGGCCACCAGAAACCGCACUUUCCUCUGGUGCUGGGGCCAUGUGAAGUUACUUCCACCAGACUUUGAAAAGGAGGGGAAUAGACCCAAGAAGCCACCGCCUCCAUUCGCUCCUGUCAUCAAACAAGGGGCAGGUACCACUGAGAGAAAACAUGAAAUUAAAAAGAUACCUCCUGAAAGACCAGAAACACUUCCGAAUAGAACAGAAGAAAAAGAAAGACCAGAGAGAGCGCCAAAACUGGAUUUACAGAAGCCCUCUGUUCCUGCCAUACCGCCAAAAAAGCCUCAGCCACCUAAGACCAACUCUCUCAACAGACCUGGCGCAUUGCCCCCGAGAAGACCGGAGCGACCAGUGGGUCCACUGACACACACCAGGGGUGACGGUCCAAAGAUUGACCUGGCGGGCAGUUCGCUAUCCAGCAUCCUGGACAAGGAUCUCUCAGACCGCAGCAAUGACAUCAACCUAGAAGGUUUUGACUCCGUGGUAUCAUCUACUGAGAAACUCAGUCACCCAACAACAAGCAGACCAAAAGCUACGGGGAGGCGGCCUCUGUCCCAGUCUCUCACAUCGUCCUCCCUUUCAAGCCCUGAUAUCUUCGGCUCCCCAAGUCCCAAAGAAGAUAAGGAGGAACACAUUUCACUUGCGCACAGAGGAGUGGAUGCAUCAAAGAAAACGUCAAAGACUGUUACCAUAUCCCAAGUGUCUGACAACAAAGCAUCUCUGCCGCCCAAGCCGGGGAUCAUGGCAGCAGGCAGCAGUGGGCCAGUCCCUCUGUCCUCAGCGGCGCCUUCCCCGCUGUCAUCCUCUUUGGGAACAGCUGGACACAGAGCCAACUCCCCAUCUCUGUUCGGCAGGGAAGGAAAACCAAAGAUGGAGCCUGCGGCCGGCAGCCAGGCAGCCGUGGAAGAGCUGAGGACGCAGGUCCGUGAGCUCAGGAGCAUCAUCGAGACCAUGAAGGACCAGUAGAAAUGAGAGAUUAAGCAGUUACUGUCAGAGUUGGAUGAAGAGAAGAAAAUCCAGCUUUGGUUGCAGAUGGAAGUGAAUGACAUAAAGAAAGCUCUUCAAUCAAAAUGAAUAUUUGAUAAAUGAAAUGUCACAUUAUUCAUCCUGAGUCUGAGACUCAAAUUUUCUGCCCCAGCCAAAAUAACCUUGUGCCAAAAGAUUAAAGGUUUGCCUCAACAUGUCCCUGUUUGAAAGAUUAGCACAGAAGUCUUGAUAGCACAACACAAAUUCCAUCCAAGAGGAGAAUCUUUCCCAUGGUGUAGUCCUGGGGCUGGCAGUGGUUGUGACUUACACGGAGCAAAUUGUGCUACAGGCUUUUCUACCUUGAGAUCUCGUACGAAAUGAAAACUCAGGCAGUUUAGUCCAUAGUGGUACUAUUGUGAUGAUAUUUUCCAUUAAUAAAAUGUAAUUUCAGAUUAUUCGUUUACAAGCUUUAUAAUUUUAUGAUUUUUUAAUCGUGUUUUGUCACAGGUUCCCCUAGUGUUUGUACUACAUGUAGUCAGGCGCGAGUGUCCCGUUCUUUUGCUUCAGGCUGAGAGCUGCCUCGCUUUGUGUCCCCCUUUAGGAUUCUAUUACAUAUGCAGUUGUAGGCCCAACUGUCCCUUCCCCUGCUAGCAACCCCCACCACCCUAAGAGAAAUUUUAGCUUAUAUAUGAUGGUAUAUUUACAAAAAGAGAAAGAGAAAAUCUGGCAUUUGCAAUGAUCUGUGCCUUCUUUUUACCACCCUCUUGAUUGGAGCUUUUGUGAUGCAGCUACCAUGAUUCAAAAAAAAAAUUA